Messenger RNA from Salarias fasciatus (jewelled blenny), 3195 nucleotides. RefSeq lists its product as uncharacterized. The transcript has 11 exons. The record is from RefSeq and is a predicted model, not a curated record. NCBI's taxonomy places the organism in Eukaryota, Metazoa, Chordata, Actinopteri, Blenniiformes, Blenniidae. Bases 41 to 2014 code for a protein of 657 amino acids.
UCGUUGUGGCCGUUUCCCCGUCUGCAGGCUCUCUGCAUCCAUGACUCCUUCACUUGGCUCACCUAUGGUGAUUCUUGAUGUGAUAAUCAUUGGAGGAGGGCCUCAUGCCUUGACCCUCGCAAGUUUGCUGUCCAGCCAUGAAUGUGACCCUGAAUGUCACACACCCAACUUCCCUUCACACUCGCACGCUCCACGGUCUCAUCCAAAACCGGAAACAUCCAACAAGAAACGCUGCAGUGGCAAAAAGAAGAGAGUGACCACAGUCUCUGCAGGUCAAAGGCUGGAGUGCCAACCAGCAGAGUCGACAAUGUCCGAGCGGCCUGUGGCCCCCCCGCUGAGCCUGUGUGUGGUGGAUACCUACGGGGAGUGGACCGCUCUGUGGGAGAGUCAGUUCACCGCUUUGAACAUCCCUCACCUGCGCUCGCACACACUGGUUCACACAGAUCCUCUCAACAAGAAAGCACUUCAGGAGUUUGUUUUAAAGCACCAACGCUCGGCAGAGCUUCACAGUCUUCCAGACCAGGUUUACAUCCUGGAUGAAAAUGCUUUCUUCAAUGACAUGAGGCUGGGCAAGAAGGAGAGGAGACGUCUGAACGUCACCUCCACGCUGAGGAAGAGUUCAGCCUUCAGUCUGCCGGGAGCCAAACUCAGUGUGGAUUUUUUUAAAGAACUAGACACAAAGAUGUACAAAAACAAAAAUGGACAUGGACUAACUGUGGUAUUUUCCUUCAUGGAGCAUGAGCAUGGAAAUCUGAACUCUGCUGUCCUGAGUAGUUUGACUGAUCUGAAUCUGAACAUACAGGUGGAGAGAUACAAACUGGAAAAAGUGCUGGUGAAGGGAACGGUGGAGCGGAUCACCCCUGUAAUGGAAGAUAAUGAGGAGAUGGAGGAGGAAGAGGAAGAGGAAGGCUGGUUCAAAGAACAUAAAGCAAAUGGAGAUAACACUAUAAUGAAUGAAGGAAUGGAAAAUGGGACGAGAAAGAGAAUAAGAUACUUUCAAAUCCAACUUCAAGAGGGAAACGUCCUAAAAGCCCACCAGGUUGUUGUGGCAACAGGCCCAACUCGUGCUCAGAUGGCCAACAUCCCGAUGUGGGUGCAAAAUAUUGCAGAGAACUAUCCAGAAGGGCAUUUGCAGCAUACAGUCCAUCUCAUGCAUCAUCUACCAAACACAAAGCAAAGAUGUAGAGAAGCAAACUGUGAGAGACAAAAGGAAUCAUUUUCCACUGCAGUGUGUCAGGCAGGGCAGAGAGUAAUGGUAGUGGGUGGAGGUCUGACCAGUGCUCAUGUCGUCUCAAUUGCCAUUCAGCAAGGUGCCAGCCGUGUGACAUGGGUCAUGAGGAAGCACCUCCAGCUGAAACAGUUUGACGUGGGUGAUGUGGAGAGCUUGGUGGGUCGCUACUCCCACGUGGAGCACGGCAUCAAGAUGGACGGCCAAGCCUACCUGAGGCAGUUCUACAAUGAGCGGAGCCUCCACAGACGGCUGGCUAUGAUUCGCCAGGCGAGGAAAGGAGGGGCCGUCACCCCCGAGGCGUACAUGCACCUGCAGCCGUUCAUAGUGAAUGGACAGGUGGAGGUGAAGACGUACUGUCAGGUGAGUGAAGCCAGCUGGUGCUACAAGAACCAGGCGUGGCACCUUUGUCUCAGCACUGGGGAGUGCUGGAGUGGAGACAUGAUCUGGCUGGCCACCGGCUGCAAACUCGAUGUCAAACAGGAUCCAUUGCUUUCUGAGGUGAUGCAACAGUUUCCCAUUCAGGUAAUAGAUGGGUGGCCGUGCAUAUCAGAAAGCUUACAGUGGGCAGAAGGCUGCCGGCUGUACCUGAUGGGGCAGUACACGGCUCUUCAGAUUGGACCUCAUGCCGUAAACCUCGCUGGCGGACAGGCUGCCAGCAUGCGAAUUGCCAAAGACAUCAUGCGGCGUCACGACUGGGACGGCAGUCAGAUGUCUAAAACGAGCGGAGAGAAGACAAAAACCGAAGAAUAUGUUCAACAGAUGCACGGCCUGUUAUGGCUUUGAUUCACGUCAUUUACUGAAGGACUUUCAGUAAAUGGAACAAUCAACUGCUCAUGAUCAUAAUCAUCCAUCUAUUCAUCCAUCCCUCCAUCCAUCCAUCCAUCCAUCCAUUCGUCCAUCCAGGGGUUACCUGGAGGUACUCUGGCGUCCUAAAUCCCCCCUAGGUGUGAAUGUGAUUGUGUGCCUGAGUGCCAGUCAGAGGAGGCAGGGGCCAUCAUGGAAAGAAAAAAAAAAAUAAUAAAAUGAAUAAAUAAAUUAAAUGGUUGUAUUUUCCAGUGAUUUUAUAAACUAAUUAUCAAUUUAACUUCACCGUUUUUAUAUUAUAUUUUAAUUUUCAUGUUUACCAUUAAAAUACUGAGAAGAGACGAGGCAACGGACACAGCGCGACACAGAGCUGCCCGGCUCACAAUCGGAGGCUAGGUUUGACUGUGCCUCAGAUGAGGGCGGUGCUCUCUCUUUAUGCCCCUGAUAAAUGUUCAGAUAUGAAUACUAUAUGAACUAAAUUUUCAUAGUUUAGCUGAUUUAUGUAAUGAGCCGUGUUUUUGUCAGCAACUUUAUUUCUGUAAUGUGUUUCUUGUGCCAUACAAUCGGUGGCGUAGAAGCAUAAGGGAGGCCGACAAUUCUCCGGCCUCAUGUUAGGGGGCGCUAACAUGCCAGGGAGUGGCAGUGGAAUAAACCAUUUACAGGUAGUGCGUCAAGUGCUGAGUCAUCCAUUUUUUUUCUUCUCACCUUGUCAUACAUUUUGAGGAUUAUAUUCAGAAGUUAAAAUAAUUCUCAACUUCGGAUUUCCACUUGAAGGAGGAAAUAAUAGCUAAAGGAAGACCGACGCCAUAGCUGAGAGAUUUGCUUCAGAGCACGGAUCUGAAAAUCUGCUCCUUUAAAACGGACUGGUACUCAAGAAAAGACUGGCUGUGUGGAUGUCCACUGAGAAAGCGCCUUUUCUGCAUUUUUCACCCAGUUGUGAUAGUGUCUGGAAUCAGGCAGGAUAUUGCAACCUUAAGAAUUUACAGCAUGGACUUAAUUUAUAAGUAAAGGCAAGACCAUAAUGACACUUCAUAAAAUUAAAUGUGCUUUUUUGUGUGUGCUGGAACCAAAGCACAGAAUAAGUGUAUGGUGCAGUUUUUUUGUGAAACAUUUUUUUUCUUCAGUUUUUUAUUAUUAAAUGCUUGUUUUGUGUGUGUGUG